This is a messenger RNA of Rhododendron vialii, 1935 nucleotides long. RefSeq names its product xyloglucan galactosyltransferase XLT2-like. Lineage: Eukaryota; Viridiplantae; Streptophyta; Magnoliopsida; Ericales; Ericaceae. The transcript has a single exon. Bases 194 to 1828 code for a protein of 544 amino acids. The record is from RefSeq and is a predicted model, not a curated record. Gene Ontology annotation, biological process: xyloglucan biosynthetic process. Gene Ontology annotation, molecular function: galactosyltransferase activity.
CGAAACACCAUCCCCUCCCCUCCCCCACUCUCUCUCUAUCUCUCUCUCGCCUCUGCAUCCUCUCUCCGUGUCCCAUUAACCGAACACAUCCCCCUCCCUCUCUUCUGGAUCACCAAAACAUCAAAAAUAGAAAAACAUCCCCCGUCUCUUUCUCUCCUCCCUUCGUCCCUCUCUCUCUCCCCUACAUGUCCCAAUGCUUGUCCCAAUUCUCGGCCACCCGUCGGCCGACCACGCUACUGGCCUUAAAGAGCACCCUAAAUCCCCAAACCUCAAAUCCCUAUUAAAAUCAUUCCUAUCCCGCCUAUCCCCAAUCCAUCGCACCUUCCUCUUCCUCCUUAUCCUCUUCCAACUCUUCCUCGUCCUCUACUUCACUCGCACCCCCAAUCUCUCCCUAUCCCUUUCCCCUCAACCCACCCCCCCUCAAUUACUCACGUCUCAAUCCUCGCAACAACAAUUCCAAUCCUCAGAAUCAGAUGGAGAAGAGAUUCAGGCCUCGGAUGAGACGAAAUUUGAAGCCACGGAAUUGGAUCAAGAAAAGUUUCAAGCCUCCGCAGCGGAAUCUCAAGCCUCGGAACAAGAGGGGAAUCAAAUCCAAGCAGCGGAAUGCGAUGGCCGUCGGAUAUACGUCUACGACAUGCCCCCCAGGUUCAAUUACGAUCUGCAGAACAAGUGCGACAAAUUGGACCCGUGGCACGACAAGUGCGACAAGAAUGUGAACGAGGGGUUCGGGCCGGAGGCCCGGGAGCUGGCCGGGAUCGUGCCGGAGAGUAUUCUGCCGGCUUGGUACUGGACCGACCAUUACUGGGGGGAGGUGGUGUACCACAGGAGGAUGUUGGAUUACAAGUGCCGAACCCUAGAGCCGGAAUCCGCUGCGGCGUUCUACAUUCCGUUUUACGCUGGGCUGGCGAUUGGGGGGUACCUGUGGGGCAAUCACAACGCGAGCGAGAGGGAUUGGCCUUGCGAGCAAAUGAUUGAGUGGGUCCAGGGGCAGAAGUGGUGGAAGAGAUCCAACGGCUCCGAUCACCUCAUCAUGCUUGGGCGGUUGACUUGGGCGUUUCGACGGUUGAGAAAAGAUCCCGGGUGGGGGUCGAGCUUCAUCCACAUGCCGGAGAUGAAGAACGUCGUCCGUUUGGCCGUCGAGCGGAACGUGUGGGACGAUUUGGAGGUCGCCGUGCCCUACCCGACGAUAUUCCACCCGAGGUCGGCGUCGGAUAUCGUUGAGUGGCAGCGGUUUGUCCGGGGCCAACGCCGGGACCACCUAUUCGCGCUUGUGGGCGGGGCCCGCGCGUCGAUCCGGAACGAUUUCCGGGGGGUCCUGCAGGGCCAGUGCCUCGGCGCGGGGGCCGCGUGCCGGCACGUGGACUGCGCCCGGGAGAACUGCCUCGACGGGACGACGGCGAUCAUGUCGGCGUUCCUCGGCUCCGAUUUCUGCCUCCAGCCGAGGGGGGACGGGUUCACGCGGCGGUCGGUCUUCGACUGCAUGAUGGCCGGUUCGAUCCCGGUUUUCUUCUGGAGGCGGACGGCAUACUUGCAGUACGAGCGAGAGUGGUUUUUACCGGGUGAACCGGAGAGUUACUCGGUUUUUAUACCACGUGACGAUGUGCGUAACGGAACAGAUAUAAGGAAAGUGUUGGAAGGGUAUGGAAGGGAGGAAGUGCAAAGGAUGAGAGAAAAAGUAAUAGAAUAUAUACCGAGAUUUCUGUAUGCAAAAUCAAGUAAAGGGUUAGAGAAUACAAGAGACGCUUUUGAUAUUGCUAUUGAUGGAGUAUUGAGCAAAUACAAGGAUCACAUGGAGAGUGGUAGAAUUGGGAAUCGAAUUGAAAUAUGAGUACUGAUAAUUAAUAAAAAUCAAUACAUUGUUUUAUUUGUAUCAUAAUAAUAUUGUAUCCCUUAAUUUAAUUUAAUACUACAAUUUGAGUUUGAUUGUUUUUUUCA